AUGCCUUAUCCAGAUGAAGCUGAAGGGUUUCAAGUCGAUGCACCUGGAAUCAGCGAGUUCCACAAGAGAUUUUACAGAUUGAAGCCAUUUGGCGACUAUGACGUUGAUAUCAAGAUUGAAGCUUGUGGUAUAUGUGGAAGCGAUGUUCACACCAUCAGUGGUGGAUGGGGAGAUCAAAAGUUUCCAUUGUGUGUGGGACAUGAAAUCGUCGGUCGUGCGAUCCGUGUCGGACCCAAGGUCACUCUAAUCAAAGAAGGAGAGCGAGUAGGAGUGGGAGCGCAAAGCUACUCUUGUGGCAAAUGCAAGCAGUGUCUCAACGACAACGAAACAUACUGUCCUGUGCAGAUGAUGGACACAUACGGUUCCGAGUGGCCAGAAACCGGAAUUGUGAGCCAGGGAGGAUACUCUUCGCAUGUUAGGACCCACGAGCACUGGGUGUUCCCUAUCCCUGAUGCAUUGGAAACCGUCAAUGUGGCACCGAUGCUGUGCGCUGGAUUGACUGCUUACUCACCGUUAGUGCGUAACGAUGCUGGGCCUGGUAAGAAGGUUGGAAUCGUGGGUCUGGGUGGCAUCGGGCACUUUGGUAUCCUGUUCGCCAAAGCGCUUGGAGCUGAGACCUGGGCUAUCUCAAGGUCUCGGGCGAAGGAGGCCGAUGCUCUCAAGCUAGGUGCUGAUGGAUACAUCGCUACUGCCGAGGAAGGAUGGGAAAUUCCCCAUCAAUUAUCGUUUGAUCUGAUCAUCAACUGUGCCAACUCUUCAGAUGGCUUUGAUCUUGCGCGUUAUCUGUCCAUGAUGGAUGUACACGGUCGAUGGAUCAGUGUUGGUCUGCCCGAGGAAGAGGGCCAGGUUAUCAAGGCACAGAACUUGAUUUCGAACGGUGUUUUGAUCGGUGCCAGUCACUUGGGUAGUCGUCGUGAGAUGCUUAAGAUGCUACAGUUGGCUGCGGACAAGGGACUCAAAAGCUGGGUGGAGGAGAUUGCUAUCGGGGAGGAGGGGCUGAAGAAUGCUAUGUUACGCAUGAAGAAGGGAGACGUUCAUUAUCGCUUUACUCUGACUGGAUAUGACAAGGUGUUUAGGUAA
Penicillium taxi is the source of this 1080-nucleotide messenger RNA. RefSeq names its product NAD(P)-dependent alcohol dehydrogenase. The record is from RefSeq and is a predicted model, not a curated record. Gene Ontology annotation, molecular function: alcohol dehydrogenase (NADP+) activity; zinc ion binding. The transcript has 6 exons. Gene Ontology annotation, biological process: alcohol metabolic process. Lineage: Eukaryota; Fungi; Ascomycota; Eurotiomycetes; Eurotiales; Aspergillaceae. Bases 1 to 1080 code for a protein of 359 amino acids.